GGGGCUGAGUCACGUGGUCUGCCCAUGAAAACGCCCCGGUCUCACGGUGUGGGUGUCGUCCUGACUUUAAAAAGUGUUUAGAACUAGCUGUAGAUUACAACCAGUCUAGAGAAAGAGAGGGAGAGGAACUAGAGAGAAGGGUUGCUUAGGAUAUUUGACAACCACCCUGAACAUUGAUUGCAAACUAAGGUGCUGGUAUAGCCGAGUCUUUAGGGAAGGGAACGUAGAUACAAGUCUCUCUUGAAGCAAGAAAUUCAAGUUUAUGGAGUUACUACUGACAAACUCAUCAGUUCAAAUGCAACUUUAAACACUAAACUGUGUAGCAACGUUGGCAGAUGUUAUAAAGGAAUUGCAAACUUGAACAGAUAUUCCAUAGUUGUAAAUUAAAACCCAAAUCCUGAAGAUGUUGUACAGAUUCUGUGACAUUCCACAAGUUUCUAUUGCAGUUGUGUCAAUGUCAAUUUGUUUCGUUUUAUCCCUGUCCUCACCCAUUCAAGACGCCACAGAGAACGACAAAAGGUUGUGCCCUGAAGGCUGGCUGCGCUAUGAAAAGUUCUGCGUUGCCAAAGGAAUUGGCUCAUCUGACAGAGCUGUAGCUAUCUAUUGCGAACGGUUUGGAGGGAUAGGCAUUAAAGGGCUCUGUAUAAUACGAGCGCAGACAGGGGAUUCUACGAGUGACCAGCAGUCAGCUGACACUCUCGGUCAUGAGUCAGACAUUGACCACCAGCAGAGAACAGACAAUCUACUGCUUAACUGGUCACUCCUAGGGGAUAAAGCCAGAGGUGACGCUUCUGACGAAGACAACGUGGAUGAGGACAAUAAAGUGGCACAGUUGACUCAGUCCUUAUUGGAUCAAGACAUGCCGGAGGACACAGGGGCGUGUCCUAGAGGCUGGACCCAUUAUGGAACUUUAUGUGUGUAUAAACCUUGGAGCGUGCAGGAAAGAUGUCACUCAAUGAAUGCCAUCGAGUUUAACGGGCUCUGCUUAAAACAUGCAGACACAAGUUUUGUAGCCAGAUACAAAGACGGACCAUUAUUACAAAAAGUGAAAAGGAUAUGUUGCUGCGCAAGCGUCAGAGGCAAACCCAAUAAUUAUGGUUGCUAAAUUGAAAUGGGGGUGAGCCAUAGUUUGUUUCCAGGAGAGCCCUUGAUGAUAACCAAGCGUUGUAGAGAACAAAGAUGGGAAACAAGGACACAUCACAAACAAAGAUGGGAAACAAGGACACAUCACAAACAAAGAUGGGAAACAAGGACACAUCACAAACAAAGAUGGGAAACAAGGACACAUCACAAACAAAGAUGGGAAACAAGGACACAUCACAAACAAAAUGGAAAGACUACAUAGUUUUUAAAGAAACUUAUUAGUAAACUAAUUAAUGAUGUUAAUUGAUUAUAACUAGAACUGCUAAAAGUUAGCUGUUAAAACUUAACUGUUAAUAUAAUUUUAAGCUGUCUUUCUGUAUGUAUUUGUGUGUUAUUUAUAUAGAAAUCAAUCAAAACCAUUGUGAAGGUCAUAUGAUGUGUUCGGAUCCCCUGCUGGAGAAUACUGUGGGAAAUUCUUGUUUUUCAACUUGUAUUUCAUACAUUUAAAACAUUAGCAUUACAACAUUAGCAUUAAGCGAAUUGGAACAAGAGUGUAAUGAUGUUAAAUUGCAGCCUAACUUAAUGUGCUCAGAAAUUCAAUCAAUCCAGUUUUCCAGCUUCAAUUCUGAUUAUAAUUAAACAAAUGAGUAAACUUAAUUAACAAGUAAAAAAAUAUACAUUUAUAUCAAGAUUUACUGAUUGAUAUAUAUUACAUUUGAAUUACUAGUUUCAAAAAUUGGAGUUGACAAACUUGCAACUGGCUGAAUUACAUUUUAAACUAUUUAAAAUAAGGAUGUGUACAUAUUGAUACUUGGAAGAUCUAAAAUUUUAUGAUACAAAAAAAAAUGAAAGAAAUAUGUGGCAAUAGCCCGGACAGCGCUCUACAAGUCAUUACCGUCAGUAUUUCUUUGUAAAUCAGACUCACCUUAUUGAUGUAUUGAUGGAGUGAAGCAAAGUGGUUAGAUCUAAAGAGUUCUGUGUUUGGUUAUAUCUGUGUUUGGUUAUGUUCAAGUGAUAUCUUGGGAAUAAAUACAAUGCCAAAAUAGA
Messenger RNA from Biomphalaria glabrata, 2130 nucleotides. RefSeq lists its product as uncharacterized. The transcript has 6 exons. Lineage: Eukaryota; Metazoa; Mollusca; Gastropoda; Planorbidae. The record is from RefSeq and is a predicted model, not a curated record. The coding region runs from base 404 to 1105 and encodes 233 amino acids.